CGAGUCCCUUUACUAGUAUAAGACCUUGUGUGGCUUAACUUUUCUAUUUGACAGCUGACAGUGAUGUUAACACUGAAAUCAGAGCAACUGUUUUGUGUACAGUAUGAUACUGAGAUACAGAGUGCAUGUACAGCUUCUUGAGGUGCUUAUAGCUAUAUCAGUUUAUACUUGUAAUUCGAUUGAAACAAUAUGCAGAAAAGAGAUAAAUAACAACAUGAAAUUCAACAUCACAUGUACAUGCAAUGAUAACAUUAAGGUUUUCCGGGUGUUUGAAGAAUUAUACUUUGAAGAUGCCCAGUACGUCACAAUCAGAAACUGUGAAAAGUUGAUUCUUGAAAGUACAGAUAUUACAUCCUCAGAUCUAGAACAGCUACGGCUACACAACAUACACACUGCUAUUUUCAGUCUUUUCCUACCUUCGAGUCUUUCAUCAUUAGAAAUUGAAGAUGUUGGUAAUCUGACAGGAUUGUCAUACCACAUUUUUAUACAUGUGUCAUAUCUACAAAAUUUAGUUAUCAAGAAUACAAAUGUCCAGUUUGUUGAAAGCCAUAUAUUCUCAGAUAUAUCUGUGGAAAGCAUCCAUUUCAUUAAUACAACCUUUAAAUAUCUUAAAUCAAGCUCUAUGAAUUUCACUGGUAUGAAAGAUAGUCUAAAUUCAGUCAUCCACAUUGAAAAAUGCACCUUUGAAAAAUUAGAAUCAAGUGCUAUUUCGGUAAAAGGAAUAAGUGCAUUUCAGAUCUUAGAUUCAGAAUUUAAGGAGAUCCUUAAAGAAGGCACUUUCAGAAUAUUAACCACAACCACCCUCUUGGAAUCCAAUACUUUUACCUGCAGUAAGGGAGAUGAUACUUGUAAUAAAGACAUACACUUUGGUAUACUGGAAAACUUGAAAGGAUUUACUCAGCAUAAUUCUCAAGACAUGUGCAAAUUACUUCAGAUGAACUAUUGUAAUUCCCAGAAGACAAAGUCAUUGAUAAGGUCCUUACAGACCUGUUAUCCAAAACUCCUUGAAUAUGAAGGCAGUAAAUCAUGCAUGCCUCUUGAAUCAGACAAAGGUCAUAAUAUUUACCUUAAUAUCAGCCUUUCUUUGGUUUGUAUACUUGUUCUAAAAGUAAUGUGAUAAACCAUAUAUGCUUUUGUGAAAACAGUAAUGAACCUUCAGGUUCCAUAAAGGGUGAGGAACAUCUUGAUUGGUUGAGUCACUGUUUGCUUAUCCAAAAGGACUAUGCUUCAUAGAGCUAGUUUGUUAGUUAUUUUUAAACCAUAAUAUAAAUUGAAGAAAAUUUUGAACUUCCAGUAUGUCUCACUUGUAUCUGUUUUAGUGUCUACAACUUGAGGUUAUCUGAUGGUAAAAUGGAUGAAAUAAAACAAAACACAUGUAUCCAAGAAAUAAACACAUCUCUCAUUAAGCAUGUAAAAUCCAACCAUUUUAUUGUUACUUUAUGUACAUUGUUCAAAUGGCACUGUGAAAAUCACGUACCUCAGCACCAAGUGACUGAAAAAAGUGUUUUGUUACUUUAAUCAGUAAGUUACAAGGAUGGCACUAAGUUGUUUCAUGUACUUCAGCAAGGGAAAACAGAGAUGCAUUUAUUAAAAUCUUUUGGAACCAUAUUUAAAUCUGGUUUCUAAUACUUCAUGCACUUAUAGAAUUGCAAAAUGUAAGAAUAAGCACAUAAAAUACUGGACCAUGUGAUUCCAUAGACUGUUUGUAUGUAAUUACCUCUUUAUUACUUGGAGCUUACUCUUGUAGAUAAAACAUUCUGAACCAUUAUUUAUUUCUUUAAAACCUAGCUGUACUAUUUACAGUGUAUUCCGGUUAAUUGGGCCAUCGGUUAAUUGGGGCAGCCGCAUAAUUGGGCCAGUGUUCUAGUCCCAAUUAACCGGAAUCCACUGUAUAUAAGUUUUCUAUGACCUCUCGGUUGUUUGUACUUUCAUAUAUGAACUUGAUUAUGCUGGCUCAAAAUAAAGUAGGGCUAUGAAGAAACCCCUCAACAUUAGA
Zootermopsis nevadensis is the source of this 1996-nucleotide messenger RNA. RefSeq lists its product as uncharacterized. The record is from RefSeq and is a predicted model, not a curated record. NCBI's taxonomy places the organism in Eukaryota, Metazoa, Arthropoda, Insecta, Blattodea, Termopsidae.